Messenger RNA from Plenodomus lingam JN3, 987 nucleotides. RefSeq lists its product as uncharacterized. Lineage: Eukaryota; Fungi; Ascomycota; Dothideomycetes; Pleosporales; Leptosphaeriaceae. The record is from RefSeq and is a predicted model, not a curated record.
AUGUCUUCACAAAUUUGGCACAAAAAGCUUCUGCGCCGCCUGCGCCGCCCUGACAACGCAUGCCAUAUCCUCAAUGCGCCUGCCGAAAUCCGUAUUUUCAUCUACCGUUACAUCGCCCCGCAAGGCUUCCUCCCAUAUACCCCGUACCAGCACUACAUGGGCCUCUUCCUUUGCUGCAAGAAGAUCAACGGCGAGCUGACACACGAGACGCUCAGAGGCGCGCUCACCGUUCUCGACGGCAUUUACUUGACGCCAACAACAACGGUCACACUUCUCCGUCCCCUCCAGCCCCACAGCUUUACCUCCCUCAUGCACGUUUCUCUCGACGUCCCGCUAUGGUCGCUGUAUAGCACCAAAUUGGACUACAACUUCAUCGAGAUCGCCUCGCCGUUGAUGAAGCUACAUCUCAGUAGCCUCACCAUUGCCUUGAAAGGCAUCUCUUCCCCGAGUGACUUCGCCCUCAUGAGCGCGGUACUCAGCGGCACUGAACUCUGGGUCUGGAACGAAGACAGAAACGCCCUGAAUAACCUCCUCGUCUCCGAUGCAGACGCUCACUACGACGUACACACCACCUACGAUAGCAUCGUCGGUUUUGUGGCAGCCAUCAACUGCCUGCUGGCCCCCCAGCUUUGCAAUGAUAACCAUCAAACGGAUACCAACGUAUGGUGCGCUCGUGCACGUUUGACAGCGCCUCUUGCAGACACGGUCUGCAAUAUCCGCAAGGUCAUUUUCACAUUGAAGCAGUUCCACGACGAAUCGCCUUUGCCUUGGGGGGAGCUUCCCCGUGAUACGUAUCCAGAAAACUGCCUGAAAGGGCGCUGGAUGCCAGCUGUGGAGCAGAGGCUGUUGAGAAGGGAGGGGUGGGAGGCGUCCUGGGCCGGUAGAGAUGGGAGGGUCAACGUCCGGGAAGAUGACGAACCCUCGCAGUUCGUGUGGAAGAUGGUGAAGAAGGAGAAUCGGUGGAGGAAGCUGUUUCAGCGCAAAUAG